Molecule: messenger RNA, 646 nt
Organism: Dentiscutata heterogama
Lineage: Eukaryota; Fungi; Glomeromycota; Glomeromycetes; Diversisporales; Gigasporaceae
Source: the annotation of a GenBank genome assembly
AUGUCCAAUUUAAAAAUUCUUCAUUUUAAUGAUAUAUAUCAUCUCUCUCCACAGAAGCAUGAACCUGUUGGUGGCGCUGCUCGGUUUGCAACAGCGAUUAAAGAAUUUAGGGAAAGUUAUGGUGGUGAAAAUUCAUGUAUAUUCUUUAGUGGUGAUGCUUUUAACCCAUCAGUUGAAAGUAGCGUUAGUAAAGGAACGCACAUGGUACCGGCGAUGAAUGCUUUUGGAAUUGAUGCUGCUUGUCUUGGAAACCAUGAUUUCGAUUUUGGAGUACCAACUCUUAAAGGAUUGAUAGCAAUGUCCAAUUUUCCCUGGCUUCUUUCUAAUGUUGUUGAUUCGGAAACUGAUGAACCUGUGGUCGGAAAUUGGCUUGAUACCAUUCCUAAUCUUCCAUCAACUAUAAAAUAUAAAGAUUUCGUUAGUGUUGGAAAAGAGCUUUCUGCACAGUUGCGCGACCCCAACGGUCCUCACGUCGUUGACCUUGUUAUUGCUCUUACACAUUGUCGGCUAUCGAAUGAUAUUAAACUUGCCAAGCAGUGUAAAGAUGAUAUUGAUUUGAUGCUUGGAGGACACGAUCAUUUUUAUUACAUUGGUAAAGGAUGUGAUGUUAUUCAUGGGUGGACCAGAAACGAAGGAGGAACUGUGG